Nymphaea colorata (pocket water lily) is the source of this 628-nucleotide messenger RNA. RefSeq names its product thioredoxin H1-like. The coding region runs from base 113 to 469 and encodes 118 amino acids. Lineage: Eukaryota; Viridiplantae; Streptophyta; Magnoliopsida; Nymphaeales; Nymphaeaceae. The record is from RefSeq and is a predicted model, not a curated record. The transcript has 3 exons.
AGCUGAAGAGAGACAGAAGCGGGAGCCAGAGAAAGGGAGAGCGCGGCAAGAGGGGUUAGGGUUUCUGAGCGAUCUAGAGAAUAGAGAAAGGGAAAAAGAGGAAGAAGGAUUCAUGGCAACUUCAGAGGGAGUGAUCGCCUGCCACAACAUCCAGGAGUGGAAGAACCAAAUCGAGUCCUCCAUCGCCUCCAAUAAACUGGUGGUGGUUGACUUCACUGCUUCAUGGUGUGGACCGUGCCGAUUCAUGGCGCCACUCUUUGCUGAGUGGGCCAGGAAGUUUGUUGAUGCUAUCUUCUUGAAGGUCGAUGUCGAUGAAUUGAGGGAAGUAGCAGAGGAAUGGAGAAUUGAAGCGAUGCCAACAUUUUUGUUGCUCAAGGAAGGGAAGGAAGUAGAGAGGAUAGUGGGAGCAAAGAAGGAUGAUGUUCACAAGAAAAUCACUGAGCAUCUGGCUCUUCCUGUUUCUGCAUAAGAAUGAAAUGCAUACUUCUGUUUAAAAUGUGAUGCCCGUGAAGUAAUUUGCUUUCGGAACCAUAUCUGUGUUGGUCAUGUACUGAACCACAUUAUAGACGCUUUGUCUCUUGUGCAUCGUUUUUUAAUAAUAUCUGGAUACUUAUGUUAUAGUUAUUCA